Molecule: messenger RNA, 3069 nt
Organism: Marasmius oreades (fairy-ring Marasmius)
Lineage: Eukaryota; Fungi; Basidiomycota; Agaricomycetes; Agaricales; Marasmiaceae
Exons: 6
Coding region: 1-3069 (1022 amino acids)
Source: RefSeq, a predicted model, not a curated record
AUGCUUGUUACACGGUCGCUGGCUUUCUUCGUUCCUUUGGUUGUUCAACAAGCUUGGGCACAGCACUCUCGCGGAACGUUCGCAAAUCCUGGAACGGGACCAAAAUGGCGGUAUUGGAUAGAGGACUCGUCGGCAGAGCUUGAUGUGCUCCAAACGGAUGUCGCUGAAAUGGCGAAGAUUGGAUCAUCUGGGUUUGAGUUACUUAGCUAUCAGUCUUAUGGAGGUGUCGAGAGCGACAAAGGCGACGUCGUAGUCGAUCCGACUGAUGUGGCAUUUGGUUCAGACAAGUUUGUCACCGUCACUGAAACCCUUAUACGGGCAGCGAUAACGAAUAAUAUCACCAUCGACUUCACCCUCGGUCCCAACCAGGGCGCUGGUGUACCCGUGAAGCCUGAGGACGUUGAUCAAGAGGGAAUGCUCACAGAAUUGGUUUUCGGUUCUCAUUUCCUGAAACCAGGAGAGUCGUUCAAUGGAACUUUACCACCUCCAGUUAUUGUACCAUUUGUUGCUACCGACGGCGUCAUCCGGAGUGCAAAUACGACUGAGAAGUUUCUGGUUGCAGUACUUGGCGCACAACUAGUCCAGGGCGCAAAUCCCAGUGCAAAAUUGGUGUCACUUGAUUUCAACACGGUCAUGGAUCUCACCGACACGGUUCAAGAUUCAGAUAGCACGUCUAGCGUUUCCUGGACUCCCAAUGCCAAUCGAACAUCUGUUCUCCUUGCGUAUUAUUAUCGUCGAAAUGGAUUCCCAGAAGCACGAGGGGGGUUUAAUGGUGUUCAGGACAACAAACCAGGCUCUUGGGGAUCAUUUAUUGUCGACCAUUUUUCGCCAAAGGGCGUCAAUAUCUCUUCGACUUUCAUACAGAACAGUGUUUUGUCUCGGAAUGGUAUUGGGGAGUUACUUGCUGAACCUGGUGUCGGAAAAUACAUGUGGGAGGAUAGUAUGGAGUUCCAGGCGCAAGUGUGGUGGACACCUACUCUCCCACAGCGGUUCCAAGAACGUCAUGGGUACAGUAUCAAUAAGGCCCUCCCCGUAUUCCAUUCCCUCUUACCUGCCCAUGCGAUGUUUGCAAGUGGUCUCAACGUGAAUCAGACUUUCGAUUAUGGAUCUACCUCCAAUGCCUGGGCAUUUACCGAUGACUACCGGGAUACUCUCACCACGUUAUACAUGGACUAUAUGUUGGCCUUCAACGAGUGGUCAAACUCGAUUGGCCUUCAAUUUUCCAACCAACCGGCCUAUAACUACCAACUGGACGUAGGAGCCAGUGCCCCGGUUCCUGAUGUUCCAGAAAUCGAGUCUCUGGGAUUCCCUACUAUUGAUCAAGCAAGGGAAAUAUCCGGCGGUGUUCAUCUCGGGAAACGCCCAAUCUUUUCAAGCGAAACUGGUGCGCGACGUAACUUAGCGAUGGCCCUCACAAUGGCGCAAUUACUCGAAGACAGCAAGGGACAAUUUGCAAGUCACGUCAAUCUUCUCAUGCUUCACGGUUAUUCGUACAGUGGCCCUUAUCCCAAAACAACAUGGCCGGGGAUCUGUACUUUUGCCUAUAACUUUGCUGAAAUGCAUGGUCCAAGAAUGCCUGCUUGGGACCAUUAUGGGGAGUACAUGUCGUUCCUCGCUCGAAACCAAUACAUCCUUCAAUCCGGUGUGCCGAAAGUCGACGUCGCGCUCUACCGCAGGGCAUAUGAUGCAACUCGUAAUCGACCCUCGCCAUUCCCGAGCACCGCGCUCAUCAAUGCCGGUUAUACGUACGAGUAUGUCAGCCCAGAGAACUUCAAACUUCCUGGUGUAUCUGUCUCCGAAGGUCACCUUGCAGUCGACGGACCUGCUUAUAAGGCUCUUGUGCUCAGUCGAGUUCAGAACAUCACCAUAGAUGCUGCUCAGAGUCUGAUAGAAUUUGCUACCGACGGUCUACCUAUUGUUAUUGCAGGCGGUCUUCCUAGAGGUAUCCCCGGUUUUGAUGUGCAAGAUGGGAAGCAGAACACUCGCGUAAAUGACCUAAUGCAGCAACUCACUGCUUUGCCUGUGGUGAAGGUUGUCACAGAUGAAGAUGCCAUCCCUGGCGCUCUUUUGUCAUUGGGUGUAGCCCCAGCUACCUCAAUCCAUCCUCUUUCCCCUUCCCUUUACGCCAUCCGACGUAACGAAAACACCGCUUCUGGCACCACCAGCCACUUUUUCUUAUAUAACCAGAACAGCACUGCCAUCAAUUUCACCCUUACAUUGUCGCCCGGUUUCAAUGGAACACCCUUCGUACUGGACCCAUGGAAUGGUACAGUUAGUCCUGUCGCCAUAUGGAGUAGGACUGACAAAGGUAUCGUCAUACCUGGCAUAUCCCUCGCCCCACUACAGUCGGCACUAUUCACUGUUACGUCCGAACAGAGCUUCGAAGGCGUAUCGUCGCCAGCAGUUCAUAUAACCAAAGCUGGCGCCGAUGUCUUCGCUGCGAUUUCGUCCUCAGGUAUCGAGGUGCGUUCCCUCCACGAAGGAUCGCAGCAGAUCACACUUUCAAACGGACAAUCACGGACUGUCAAACUCGCACUCGAUGGUGCGAAUACCCAAGAGUUGACGGGAUGGCAGCUGAAUAUUACCAGUUGGGAGCCGCCUCAAGAUCUCAGCAAGGUCGAUUCGGUACUUGUUCCUCAUCCACCCAUCAACCUCACUCAGGGACUUGUUCCUUGGGAUCAACUUGAUGGGCACGCAAACACAUCUGGAGUAGGAACAUAUGUGACUACGUUCGAAUGGACCCAUGCUCGGAACGGUGGUGUUGGUGUACAGCUCAACUUUGGUGUCGUUGUACACACUUUAAAAGCAUGGUUGAAUGGUGUUCAACUUACGACUGCCGAUCCAGUGCAUCCUGUUAUCGACAUCUCUGCACUUGUCAAGCAGGGAAGUAAUACACUACGAGUAGAUGCUGCAAGCACGCUCGUGAAUGCCCUCAAUACGGUUCCCCAAAUUAUGUCCUUGGGCCAGUUGCGUAGUUCCACCGACCCACAGAGGCCACCGAAUCAACAUUACGGUUUAAUCGUUCCCGUUAGGUUAAUUCCAUACGCUCGGGGGGCAGUCCGUUUAUGA